Molecule: messenger RNA, 1329 nt
Organism: Gryllus bimaculatus (two-spotted cricket)
Lineage: Eukaryota; Metazoa; Arthropoda; Insecta; Orthoptera; Gryllidae
Source: the annotation of a GenBank genome assembly
GGUGUAAGGUAAGUCAACGUGUCCGUUUGGAAUUAUUUUUAAUCCAUUGCAUCCUGUAGUUUUUUGGAUGAAAUAAUGGUUAAUUGCUAAUCAAAAUGUAUAUUUAUGCAUUCGAGUUGCUUUUAUUAUGUUUAUUUCCGUGAUAUUUAGUAAUGCAUCCAGUUUGAAACAUUCCAAUGUUGUUGUUUGCACAUGUUUUCUGUAGACUGCGUAAAUUUAUUUCUCAAUUUGAUAAGUACAUUCAUAUAUAUAUUUUUGCAGAUGACUAAUCCUAAAAAGGAAGCUACUGCAGCGGCACCUGCGCCAGCUGGCAAAGGUGCUGCCAAAGCUGGCGCAGAAUCCAAAGCUGCCCCGGCUGAAAAAAAGCCUUCCAAAACUGCGAUUAAGAGAGCAGCAGCUGCUGCCAAAGCUAAGAAUGCAGCUGCAGCUAAGGUCAAGAAAUCUAGAAGGGGUGGUAUUGGCAAGAGAAGCCGGAAAGCUAGAGCUACUAGGAAAGAGGAGAAAAGUGCUGCCCAUGCUCAGAAACGCAGUGCGUCUGCUUCCAAGGAUGGCCCUCCAGCAAAGAAGCAGCGACGCCCUCAUAGAGAAAUUGCUAGUGGUGUGAUGAAAUUCAGCAGGCCCUAUAAAUACCACAGAGGAGGAACCUGGAAAUUCGAUGGAAAGAAGAUCAAAAAGGCCACUCCCAAAAAACCAAGAACUAUUAAGAAAGAAAUUGGAGGUGAAAAGAACGGAGGAUUCCGAAUCGUUUUGUUGAAAAAGCGCCGCAAUAACUAUCCAACUGCGGACAAAAUUAGGAAGAGACCUACCAGAGGUCCGUUCAGUAUCAAUGGCGUACCACUUCGUCGAGUGAGUCAAAACUUUGUUAUUGCUACUCGUACUCGUCUGAAAAUUGAUGAAAAAAGUAUUCCCAAACAUUUGAAUGAUGACUACUUCAAGCGGAUUCGUCCAAAGAAAUCCAAGAAGGACGACAGUGACAUUUUCACCACAAAGAAGGAGAAAUACGUUCCUUCUGAGCAGAGGAAAGCUGACCAGAAAGCAGUUGAUGCAAUUGUAGAAAAUGCAAUGAAGCCUGGUAUGAGUCAACACACACAUGGAGCACUUAGAAAGUACCUCAAGGCUACAUUUGGACUAAAACGUAAUCAGAAACCUCACUUUAUGAAGUUCUAAAAUAUUUGUUGGUAUUGAAUGGAGUGUUUGUGGGGAAAAUAAAAAAGUUCUGUAAAGUUGUUGGUUUUUUUCACCACCAAUUUGUACAUUCCAAUUUCCUAGUGCCAUCUAGAGGACUGUGUUGAAUGUAUGUGAUCCUUUCACCCUUGUUUAUCUGAUAAU